Hibiscus syriacus is the source of this 1275-nucleotide messenger RNA. Its product is annotated as diacylglycerol O-acyltransferase 3-like. The transcript has 2 exons. NCBI's taxonomy places the organism in Eukaryota, Viridiplantae, Streptophyta, Magnoliopsida, Malvales, Malvaceae. Bases 40 to 1206 code for a protein of 388 amino acids. The record is from RefSeq and is a predicted model, not a curated record.
UCAAAUUUAAACGAGUAUCAGUACCAUCGGAUUCACGCCAUGGAGACCUCUCGCAUUGUUUGCAGGACGGUUUCAAGGUUGCCGGCGGCAAGGUUUGAUUCCUGCCGACGGUAUACCGGGGACUUGAAUCUUGGUGUUGGAGGUUCCAGGGUUUCAGUUAGGCCGAGGGUUAAUUCUUGCAGGAGACUGAGUUUCCAGUUUUCUGAUUCAGGGCAUAUACAGUAUUAUGUAUCGCCGAGGAGUGAUGGUUGUGGUGGAGGCGUCGCCACGAAGAAAGACAAGGGAAAAAGCUCCGAGAUUAGUAGAGUCAAGAAGAAGUUGAAGCUUAUGAAGAGAUUGUCUAAGGACUUGUCCAUGCUUCCUGAGAUUGCUUCAGGUGAGGAUAUUAGGAUCGGAUUGGCCGCUGAAGUUAACGUGACGAUGAUUCAGGAAGCAAGUGAUGUUUUGUCGGAACAACUGCAAAAGUUGAAAUCAGAACAAAAGGAGUUAAAGAGGAAAUUGAAAGAGGAACGAGCCCAGCUCAAAGCAACUUUGGGGAAAUCAGAAUCAUCAUCAUCUUCUUCCUCCGAGUCAGGUGAAAGCGAAUGUGGGGAGGUAGUUGAUAUGAAAGCCCUGAGAAGCAAUGCUUUGAAACCAUCCCAAGUGAUAGGGCCACCGAACAACAAUACCUUCAAACGACCAGAGGAGAUAGAGCCACCGACCAACAAUACCUUGAAACGACCAGAGGAAAUAGAAACAGGAGCAUCAACGGUGGCAGAGGAAUCAGCAUUAGCUGGCUCUCUUUUGGAGCUAGAAAACUCGGAUUCGAGCCCCCAGAUUCGAGUUCGAGUUCCUCGUAUCGGUUUCGAUGGUGAAUGUUGCAGCAGCUCAAAUUGCUUGGAAGGGACAUCAACCAAGAAGAUUGAAGUUUGCAUGGGUGGCAAGUGCAAGAAGCUGGGAGCUCCUGCAUUGUUGGAAGAGUUCGAAAAGAAAGUCGGAGCAGAAGGCACCGUUGUUGCCUGCAAAUGCAUGGGGAAGUGCAGGACCGCUCCAAAUGUGAGGGUCUCAAACACCCAAAGCGAAACUGCUUCAAGAAUCAAUGAAGACUCUGUUAGGCUCGGGAUUAAUCCUACAUGCACUGGCGUUGGGUUGCAAGAUGUUGAUCUGAUAGUGGCAAAUCUUCUGGGCAAGGUCAUAGAUGAUGAAUGCUUGAUGCUCUCAUCUUGAGUCUUCAUUUUGUUUCAUUCUUUGAUUAUUAUAGUUAUGAAUUAGUGUGAAAUAGGAACUAUAGUUGAU